AUGAUUACAUCGAUAGAAGAACUAUUAUCUAAAGCAAGUGAAAAAAGAAAUUCAAAAAGAGUUGAAGAAGGCAAGAUGACUGACUAUGAUGAGGACGAUAGUGAUCAGUCAGAUGAUGAAGAACCGAUUCUCGAUAUUGUUAAACAAGAUACAAUGAAAGAAUUAGAAUUACAAAAAAAUGAAUUUCGUUUGGCCAUUGUCUCCUUAACCAACAAAUUUUACUCGAUAAAUACAUCAGAAGAAAAUGAUAACUAUAACGAACUUCGGCAUACGCAUCAGCAAUUGCAACGUGAAUUAAAACGGUGGGAAAUACAUUUACCGAUUUAUUCAAAACGGACAGAAAUUAUUGAACUCAUUCGAAAGAAUCAAAUUUUAAUUUUGAAAGCCGAUACAGGUUCAGGGAAAAGUACACAAAUGGUGCAGUACUUAUGUGAUGAAGGCUUUGCUGACGAAAAACAAAUUCUCUGUACGCAACCACGAAAACUGGCAGCAUGUUCAUUAGCUGCUCGUGUAGCAGAAGAAUAUGGUUGUAGGGUCGGAGAAGAAGUAGGAACGAAGCUUGAAAGUGAAUCAGACUAG
Messenger RNA from Rotaria sp. Silwood1, 579 nucleotides. Lineage: Eukaryota; Metazoa; Rotifera; Eurotatoria; Philodinida; Philodinidae. The record is from the annotation of a GenBank genome assembly.